This is a messenger RNA of Cucurbita pepo subsp. pepo (vegetable marrow), 1092 nucleotides long. Lineage: Eukaryota; Viridiplantae; Streptophyta; Magnoliopsida; Cucurbitales; Cucurbitaceae. The record is from RefSeq and is a predicted model, not a curated record.
UGGUUAAAAAAAAUCAAACCCGCCCUUCUGAUGCUUCUGGUUCAGUCGGUGUUCGCAGGAGUCAACGUUCUCUACAAAUUGGCUGUCAACGAUGGAAUGAAUUUGAUGAUCAUGAUCGCUUUUCGUUUCGUGUUCGCUUCCCUUUUCAUGCUUCCCCUUGCCUUCUUUCUCGAAAGGAAUAAACGGCCGAAGAUGACAUGCUCCAUACUCUUCUAUGGAUUUCUUUGUGGAUUAUUUGGAGGGACGUUGAGUCAAAACUUAUACGUACAGAGUUUGGCAAUGACGUCAGCAACAUUUGUUUCGGCCAUGCAGAAUCUCUCUCCGGCUAUUACCUUCCUUCUCGCCCUCCCCUUCGGGAUGGAAAAGUUGGAGAUGAGGAGCAAGGAAGGGGUGGCCAAGGUGGCAGGAACGUUGGUGGGGAUUGGUGGGGCCAUGUUUCUUACUUUCUACAAAGGCAUCCAGAUCAGCAUUUGGUCAACCCACGUGGACCUUCUCCGUGGAGGACACUUGGCACAUCUUCCUCAAAAUCCUCACCACUCCCACAAUUUUGUGCUUGGAAGUCUGCUGGCUCUCGCCAGCUGCCUCUCUUACUCUUUCUGGCUCAUCCUUCAGACAAAAAUGACGAAAAUAUAUCCAUGUCAAUACUCGAGCACGGCGUUGAUGUGUAUGAUGGGAGCAAUUCAGGGGUUGGCAAUAUCAAUUUGUGUGGAGAGGGAUUGGAAGCAAUGGAAAUUGGGUUGGAAUAUCAGGCUUCUCACCGUCGCAUUUGCCGGGAUUGUGGCGUCGGGAGCCAUGGUGACGCUGAUGGCGUGGUGCGUACGUAUGAGAGGGCCAUUGUAUGUGUCUAGUUUCAGCCCUCUUAUGCUUCUCCUGGUAGCUAUUGCUGGAUCCCUAUGCCUCCAAGAAAGCUUGCACCUUGGCAGUGUGAUUGGAGCAGUGCUGAUUGUGUGUGGUUUAUACAUGGUGUUGUGGGGCAAAAGCAGAGAGAUGAACAACAUACUUCCAUUGAAAGACGUUGAGGUUACCACUCCAAAGCCUCAAAAUGAAAGUCAAUUUUAUGAUAUCAAGAACAACACAAGCAUUACCACUUGA